ACUGAAACUCAGAAUUGUACUACACUAGAUCUUUAUAAUUCGAUGCACUGAAGUCAAGUUUACAAUGAAUAUCUGGUUUAUGACAUCACUGGUUAUAUUGAGUCUGUACGGUACAUUCAGUUUGGACAAUGGCCUAGCGAGGACACCACCUAUGGGAUGGAUGGCAUGGGAGAGAUUUCGCUGCAAUAUAGACUGUGUCAACGAUCCAGAUAAUUGUAUAGGAGAGAAGCUAUUUAUGCAGAUAGCAGAUCACAUGUCCACUGAUGGAUUCAAAGAUGUAGGUUAUGAAUACGUGGCCAUUGAUGAUUGCUGGAUGUCUCACCAAAGAGACAGUAAUGGUAAAUUAUACGGCAAUACAACCAGGUUUCCAAGUGGCAUUAAAAGACUAGCUGAUUAUGUGCAUUCCAAAGGUUUAAAACUUGGUAUAUAUGAGGACUAUGGUAAACUCACAUGUGCAGGUUACCCUGGCAGUUUAGAUCACCUUGAAGUAGACGCACAGACAUUUGCUGAUUGGGGCGUGGAUUAUUUAAAAUUUGAUGGAUGUUACUCCAACCCGAAAGUUAUGGAUACAGGCUAUCCACAGAUGACAAAGGCCCUCAAUAAAACUGGCAUACCUAUUGUGUUUUCAUGUAGUUGGCCUGAUUACCAACGAGCUUCUGGUAUGAAGCCAAACUAUACUCUAAUUGGAGAUAACUGUAAUCUAUGGCGUAAUUUCAAUGAUAUCCAGGAUUCUUGGGAUAGUGUUACUAGUAUUAUUGACUACUAUGCAAAAGAACAUGACACACUUGCAGCAGCACAAGGACCAGGUAAAUGGAAUGACCCUGACAUGGUUAUCAUUGGUGAUUUCGGUUUGAGUUAUGAUCAGUCUAAAUCACAGAUGGCGAUGUGGUCCAUAUUUGCAUCACCAUUAAUGAUGUCUAAUGACCUGAGAUCUGUAAGUGAUGAAGCUAAGGAAAUACUUCUCAAUAAAGAAAUUAUUGCUGUUAAUCAAGAUGCACUUGGUGUGAUGGGAAGACAAGUCUAUAAGACAGGAGCCAUGGAAGUAUGGACCAAACCUUUGGUAAACAAAAGUUUUGCAACAGUGUUCCUGAAUCGUAAUACUAAUGGUAUGCCUAGAAGUAUUUCAAUGACUCUUAAAGAUAUGGGUUAUAAUACUGGUGUAGACCACUAUACAUUGAGGGAUGUAUACCUUCAUAAAUCUCUGGGCAAUUAUGGUAUCAAUGAUCAAUUUACAGCAACUGUCAACCCAACUGGUGUAGUCAUGGUAACAGCAUCCAUAUCAACCACAUAA
Molecule: messenger RNA, 1291 nt
Organism: Saccoglossus kowalevskii
Lineage: Eukaryota; Metazoa; Hemichordata; Enteropneusta; Harrimaniidae
Product: alpha-N-acetylgalactosaminidase-like
Biological process (GO): glycoside catabolic process; oligosaccharide metabolic process
Cellular component (GO): cytoplasm
Molecular function (GO): alpha-galactosidase activity
Source: RefSeq, a predicted model, not a curated record